AGGUAAAUAGCCUUAAAUCGGAAGGGAGCUGCUUCUCUGUGGUCUUCCACAAGAGCUGCCUGGGCUCUGCUGGCUCAGUAAUAACUGAGUGACCUUUUCUUUUGCUGUAUUAUGUCUGGCUGGUAAGGGAUUGCAUUUUGCAGCUGAUAAAGCCCUGACUUCAUUCAACUCGGCUCCUCACACGCUGCUUUAGGUAAGUUGUCUUCAGCCAGGACGGAGACAGACAGCCUUGGACUGCAAGAUACUAAAAGGAGGACACCUGUAGCUCGGAUGCGGUCAACACAAUUACUUGGCGGAUCCUUGAGGACCUCAUUAUUUUAAACUUAAAGAAUAGCGAUCUCCCUCCCCAUCUCUCCCACCCCCUCUUUAUUUUUUUCCCCAAACAAUGCUUCUUUUUGACCUUUUCCAAGGAGAAGAGCUACAAAGCAGCCUCUGUGCUUAUUGAACUGCCUCCCCUGUAUCGCUUAAUUGAGAAGGUAUACAAAUGCUCUCAGUCCAGCCAGACACCAAGCCGAAAGGUUGUGCUGGCUGCAACCGUAAGAUUAAAGACCGAUAUCUUCUAAAGGCCCUGGACAAAUAUUGGCAUGAGGACUGCCUGAAAUGUGCCUGCUGUGACUGUCGCCUGGGGGAGGUGGGCUCUACCUUGUACACCAAAGCCAACCUUAUCCUUUGUCGCAGAGACUAUCUGAGGUUAUUUGGCGUUACAGGAAACUGCGCUGCCUGCAGCAAGCUCAUACCUGCUUUUGAGAUGGUGAUGAGAGCAAAGGACAAUGUUUAUCACCUGGACUGUUUUGCAUGUCAGCUUUGUAAUCAGAGAUUUUGUGUCGGAGACAAAUUUUUCCUGAAGAACAACAUGAUUCUGUGCCAGACAGACUAUGAGGAGGGUUUAAUGAAAGAAGGUUAUGCACCCCAGGUCCGCUGAUCGGAUGCCACAUCAUUAAGAAUAAAAAGCACUACUUUCUUUUAUCUUUUUUGCUCAACAUGUAUAUAAGAAAUGACACAGGAACCUACUGAAUAGCAUAGAUUUAGGGAGACAGAAUGGUUGCGUGAAAUAAAAGGCGGACUGCAUCUGUAUGUAGUGAAAAUUGCUCCAGUUCAGAGUUGAAUGUUAAUUAAAAAGGUACUGUAUAUACAGCUGGAUUCUUUCUGCUUGCUCUUGGGAUUUUCAGUUUGUUUGGGGUUUUAUUUUUUUGUUUCUUUUUGUGUCAUUUGGCAUGAGAUGUUUAUUUUGGACUAUUGUACAUAAUGUAUUGUAAUAUUUGAAGCACAAAUGUAAUACAGUUUUAUUGUGUUACCAUUUGUGUUCCUGUUUGCUUCUUUGUAUUGUUGCAUUUAGUACAAUCAGUGUCUAAACUUACUGUAUAUUUAUGCUUUCUGUAUCUACCAGCUAUUUUAAAUGAGCUGUAUCUUUCUAGUAAAAAGCAUUAAAGAGCAAAUCCCAACCAUUAUGCUACACUUAGAGCUUAAGAAUACUGUUUACAUUAAAACUAUUUAGAAAACUAAUAACUAGCAGCACCUGCUGCUAAUGAUGCUAUGGUUAAGGGUCUAUCAGCACUUCUCUUAUAAGCCUCUAUUUUUCAGGGGUUAAGCAUCUGCAGUUUAAUUGCAUGGAUUUUCCUCAAAGAGCACUUUUAUUUUACUACAAAAUUUUGAAAAGCAAAUCUGACUGGUUUGAGCUAUAUUAUAAAAGGUGCAAAAGUUAAUGAUUUUGGGUGCUGCUUUUGUGCCCCUUAGGCAUUCCAAAUGCCUGGAUUUGAUUUUUAAUUUAGCUGGAAAAAUUAAGCCCUAAUGCAAACCAGUGCCUCUGGGUAUCUUAUUUUAUAUAUAUAUAAAUACAUAUAUAUAUAUAAAAAUAUAUAUGUUAUUUUUCUGAAAUCAUUAAUUUGAGAGGGGAGGAAAGGGAGAAGAUUUUUCUUUAUAUGCAUUUUAAAGAAGUCUUAAAAUUUGAGGGGUCUCUUUCUCCCUCAUCUCCCUCUCUCUCUCUUUCCCUUUUUUCUUUUUUUUUUUUUUUUCUUAAUUUUUAUUUUUUAAUCAGGGCUUAACCCUAAUAUGUUUUCUGGGGCUGCGUCCUCAACAAACCCUGGAAAAAAAAAAAAAAAAAAGCGAAAGUAGAAGGCGCUGUAAACAGCCCCCUCUGAGGGUCAAUUUACAUUAAGGAAACGACCCUGAGCUGACACUGGGAGAGUGACUGGUUGCUAAUUACCCACCUCGGUGAAUGCUGAAGGUAAUUUAAAUGCUGAUGUGGAUGGGACAAAACUUUGCAAUAGCGAGCGAGAGCUACCACACUCGACUGCACAGGUACCUUGCUGUCCGUGCCAACAUCCUACAGGUUUGUCCCAUCAAUACUGGCAAUUAAAAAUCCUUUUGACAGAGGUGGAAUCGCUGCUGACAGCUCCUGUUGGCAAUCAGUUCUUUUUCUAGGAGAGGUGGACCUCUGUUUUUAAAGCCAUGAAGCUAUUGCAUCAGCAGGACGUCCCUAAGUGCUCACGCCCCUGACAGAGCUUACAGGUGUUUGGCAAAGGAAAGCAGGAUGAAUGUUUAAAAAGUUGUUCAAUGCAUAUUUAUGUCUUGUCUGUUUGCCACUGUAAUCUAGCUCACUGGGAAAACAACCUGUAUUAAAAACAAACAAACAACAAAACAGUAUUGAGAAGGAAAAAAAAAAAAAAGCCAACAAGAAACCCACUACACCCUGUGUUGUACUCAAGCUAAGCUCUUGUUUUUAUUUCAAGUAUGAACCCAUGACUCUGCUCAAGCUGACUGCUGUCCUUCCCUGCUCUUCCUGUCCUGUUGCAGUUUCAGCAUGUUUUUGCUGGGGAUGGUCAAAGAAACUUUGCAAUGCAGUGGGGAAAUUCCUUAAGUGUAUGGUAAGAGCACACUGCACAGUGGCUUGACUUAGAAAUAGAUAUUUAGUUUUAAUGACUGUUGUUACAGUGUGUUUUUCUUUUUUUUCCUGGCUGUGAACCCUUUUGAAAAUAAGCAUGGCUCACAAAACUUGACUCUGACUCAUACAGGACCAGAAAGAAAUGCAACAACUCCUCAGGCUGUUCUUGUUAAUUAGAAGAAAUAGCUCCACAUAGUUUCUCAAAUUAAAUUUAGCCCUCUUUUGUGGACUAUCUUCCUUCCUAACCUUGAGCACAAGUGUCUCUUGCACUCCCUUCCACAGUCCCUUAAUGUCUUUGGGAUAACGAAGCAGUUGGUGUCAGAGGUACCAUUAGGCUCUCACAGACCCACUCCAGAGCAAUAAACAAGCUGUCCUUUCCAUGAAGGUCAGGAUGGACAGAAAAGGAAGGAUCACAUUAUCUUGUUUUGAGCCCAAUUUCAAUUUUCUUCUCCAGCCCCUCUGGGGUCUUUCCAUUAGAAACGGGGAAGAGCUCUCUUCUGCUUUCCAGUAGAAGGCUGCAGAACAGAUAGAAAUCCCUGGUUCAGAAAUAAGAAAGAAAGGUCCUUGACUCUGUCUUUGACUCCCUGUGGGCUUGGGCAAGUCACUCAGCUUCUCUGUGCCUCAGUUGUCCCUGUCUGUCCCGUGGGGCUGAUGGAUACAGUGCUUUUGUAAAGCAUGUUUGGCUCUUCAGAAAACCAAGAGCUGUGCGAGUGUGACAAGCAGGGCUGGGACACCCUGGGAGGAGCAGAGCAUUCCCAGGAGGGAACCACAGAUCCCAGGCAGGAAAGCACCAACACCAGCUCAGCCUGAGGAAGGAUGGCUGGGGAUGAUGGCAAUUUAACACUAGCAGUGCUGUAAAUGCUCAAGGAAUCUCUCAUUCCCACAAAGUGCCACUGCUCAGCUCUUUAUGGAGCAAAUGAAGAGAGGGAAAUGGGCAAAGAGUGGCUCAUUACUGCAUGCUACAUUGCUCAUAUGUGCAUUUUGUGACCUAGGCUCAAAGUGUGGAAGAGGAAGGUGGUCCUGCUAGGGAGAAAAAAAAAACGGUCUCACCAUUCUGUCAAUCUUAAUUGAUGCAAGGAUAAAGAAAUGUGGAUAUGUUUGCAGUGCACAAUGGUAUGGCAUUGCUUUGAGCACUUUAUGCUCAUCUAUCUCAUUCACAUACAUAUCUAAAAUUUGUACGUGAAGGAUACAGAAUAAAUUUAGAUUUGAUGUAGGUCAAAGAUCAAUUACACAUUUUCCUGUGUUUCAAACUUCCAUCUUGCCUGGCUGUUAAAAUAAUGACUGAGAGUUGAAAUAUUUAAUGGAAACAUUUACAACUCCAAUAAAGUAAAUCAUCAAAAGUCAAUACUGGAGAGAGAUUAUCUGCCAGGCCACUUUAGUGAUCAUUUUGACAGAGGUCUAGACCAUUCCUAUAGGUUGCUUUUUGUUAUCUGCCUUGGUUCUCCUUCUCCAUCACUGUGUGUGUCAGCAAGCUGUCUGCAUCCAGCAAACCAUGCUGACAGUGACCCUUACUCAGUGUAUUUGCCAGGCAGGAAUGCUUCCACUUGUGCCUCCCAUCUUUAUCUGAACACAUCAUGAAGUUUAGCCAGACAAAAUAAUAAUAACAACUUUUUCUUUUUUUUUUUUUUAAUCUUCUACAAUCUACUUAGAUCGCUGGUUUUGAGCUGUGUGGAAAACUAAAAAUUGUCAAACUUUGAUUUUCAACUGUAAAAAGCUCCUCUGACAACUGUAACCUGCUGUGUUCUGUUAUCUGCCACAACUGGUGAUGGAUCAAGAGAGCCUGGAUUUGGCAGAAACAGUGACCAGGGCUAAAAGUUGAUCUAUUUCUUGAUUGUGUUUUUCUAUCUUCUGGGUUGUUUGGUGGUUUGUUUUUUUUUAAGCACACUUUCAUGUUUUCCUAUCCUCCCAAAAUGUUCAAAUUUUUGCUCACGUAAUGUAAAUAAAGGAAAAUCAUCCAGCAAUCCCUCAAAUGUUCCUAAUUGCCUACACCUAAAAUGACUUGGGGAAGAUAAAUUGAAAAGUGGUCAGUGAGAAGGGAGACUGGGAAAAGAAACAAACAGGGACUGUGGCAAGGUUUCGACUGUAUAGAUUUUAAAGUACUUUAAAGGCUUUUUUCAACGUGAUAUGCAGCAGCUUCUUAUAAUUUUCUCAGCAGUAGGUAGUUUACAGUCAUCUGUACCUAGAACAAAUCUUGUCAAAAAUGAAGGUCUGUAGUGAUUGCUGGGUAUAAUUUUAUACAUUUAGCUGAUUUUUCUGAAAGCUUCCACUGUGCUGCUGUUGUCAGACUAAAUUAUCAAUUUAGCCAUUUGUUGUUCAAUGAAUAAAAAACUCCUAUGG
This is a messenger RNA of Haemorhous mexicanus (house finch), 5218 nucleotides long. RefSeq names its product LIM domain only 3 (gene LMO3). Bases 485 to 922 code for a protein of 145 amino acids. The transcript has 4 exons. Gene Ontology annotation, biological process: positive regulation of transcription by RNA polymerase II. The record is from RefSeq and is a predicted model, not a curated record. Gene Ontology annotation, cellular component: nucleus. Gene Ontology annotation, molecular function: transcription coactivator activity; DNA-binding transcription factor binding. NCBI's taxonomy places the organism in Eukaryota, Metazoa, Chordata, Aves, Passeriformes, Fringillidae.